Molecule: messenger RNA, 933 nt
Organism: Caenorhabditis briggsae
Lineage: Eukaryota; Metazoa; Nematoda; Chromadorea; Rhabditida; Rhabditidae
Gene: Cbr-col-98
Product: Protein CBR-COL-98
Exons: 2
Coding region: 1-933 (310 amino acids)
Molecular function (GO): structural constituent of cuticle
Source: RefSeq, a predicted model, not a curated record
AUGGACAUUGACGUGAGGCUAAAGGCAUACCGGCUGGUCGCCUUCUCCGCCGUCGCCUUCUGUGUUCUUUCAGUGGUUUCGGUAUGCAUCACCCUACCAAUGGUUCACAACUAUGUCGCUGGCAUGCGUGUCCGCCUCUCGCAGGAGGUCUCCUUCUGUAAACACUCUGCCGAUGAGGUCUUCACCGAAGUGAACCACCUUCGCGCAUCCGCUGGAUCCAACCAAAACUCCACCCGUAACGCUCGUCAUGCUGGAUACGGAGGUGGUUAUGCCCAGCCACCAAUCGGAGGAGGCGGUGGUGGAGGUGGAGGAUCUUGCUCCACUUGCUGCCGUCCAGGAGCACCAGGAGCCUCCGGAGCACCAGGAAAGCCAGGACGUCCAGGAGCACCAGGAGCCUGGGGAAUGCCAGGGAACCCAGGAAAGGGAGGAAGCGGACCAUGCCACCCAGUGGUGCCAACUCCAUGCAAGCCAUGCCCAGGAGGACGACCAGGACCACCAGGACCACCAGGACGUCCAGGAUCCGAUGGGCAACCAGGACGACCAGCCACCGGAGGAGGUUCUUCCAGACCAGGACCACCAGGACCAAAGGGACCACGCGGACAGCCAGGAAACGAUGGAAAACCAGGAGCACCAGGACAGCCAGGGCAAGAUGCUCAUGGAUACGGAGGAGGUGUCGCUCCCCCAGGACUACCAGGACCACGUGGAGCUCCAGGACCCGCCGGACAGCCAGGAUCCUCGGGAGGCGGUCGUCCAGGACCAGCAGGACCAAAGGGAGCACCAGGACAGCCAGGACGGCCAGGACCAGAUGGACAUCCAGGACAACCAGGACGUCCAGGACAAUCGGGAGGAGCCGGAAACCGUGGAGUGUGCCCGAAAUACUGUGCCAUCGAUGGAGGAGUGUUCUUCGAGGAUGGAACUGUUCGCAGAAGAUAG